UAGACAAAAAUUAUAAGAAAACAAAUUCAUUGCUACAAAUUUAUUAUUAUUGUAGUAAUAGUUGUUGUUUUUGUUAGCCACAGAAAAUUUUACUCAACAUAAAGUUCAUUUAAAUGUUGUUACGCUUCUUUGAUUUUGAUUAUUUCUGCCCAAAGACCAUAGAAAGGGAAUCACUAAAAGUAACAGAAGUCUAUAAAGAAAAAAGUGUGAUGUGAGUGAGAGAUUUUUGUCGCAGACAUAAUGACGACAAGCGAUGAAGCGGCUGCCUUUUGCCACGACCACAUCCAACAUCCUUUGAUGUGGUGUGAUGAAAAAAGACGUCUAGUGGAACGUAGAAAUGCGGAAGAAAGUCUAAGGAUGUGGAGGCGCAGAAAGGCUGAAGAAAUGGCACGUAAAGAAAAAGAUAAACAGGAAUAUUAUGAAUUAUUUGUAAAACACUGUCCUUGGGGUAGACCAGGAGGUGGUGCCCCCAACAUUGAUGUGAGACGAAAGGAUAUAACAGCAGUGGGUCUACAUUCCACCGCACCAAUUACCACUACUCAUCGUUUGACUUCAUUGCAACCAUGUCGUUUUAGUGAUUAUUUUGCUAAACACAAACGUUGCUUAGAUCCAGUAGCCGCAUAUCAUCCUCAUUAUCAUCAUCAUCACCACCAGCAGCAACACCAUUCGGUGCCUCGUGUCACCGCUCACACACAUCAUGCCGUGCAACAUAUAAGUGGUGAUAAUGCACGUCCCAUGCAAGCCAGUAGCACUUUAACACUGUGUGAACGUGAUGUGGGUACAGCAGCUACCAGUAGUGGUGGUAAUGGUGGUGGAGCUACUAAUACAGGGGCUGGAGGUGGUGUUGGUAUUAAGAGCGAUGGCAAUAAACAUGCUGAAAGUUUGCAAAUUACCUUAAAAGAUCAUCCAUCCAUGUCAUUUCGCAACAAGGGGCAUGUUGACAUAGAAGUGCGUUAUAAACCCAAUGCUGCCACAAAGGGUAAACCAAUGUUAGAAAAAAUUGUGGUUACCGAAAGUGACAAGUGUCCUUUGUUGUUGGAUCACAAGAAUGCCAAGAUGGUGGAGGCAAAAGUGAUGACAACAAGACCAAAGAAAACAUUAGAGAAAAUUGAAAAGCCGCCAAGCAAGGAUCCCUGGGGUAAGGCAGGUCCUGGUGGUAAGCCCUGGCGUAGUCCUAAGGCAGUGGGAAGUUCUUUUAUGAAAUCGUUGGGUUGGACUAACAAACAAAUGCUUAAAGAUUUAGAUCAAGAUAAUCCUGCCACACCAGCGGAAAAACCAACAUUUCGCAAAUCACGUGCUUCCCGUAAACUCACAAGAUGUUGUGACGUAUGCACCUGUACAUGUCCGGCCAUGAUCUUAAAUACCAGCCCACUUAAACCGAUACAAAAACAAACAAAUACCAAUGCAAUGAAAGAACAGAAACCAAAAAUAUGUCCACGUUUGUUGCGGCACAACAAAACGAUUGAUACGACCACAGACAAUAGUGCCAAUAUGAAAGUUGGCGGUGGUGGUGGUAAUAAAACUGCGACAAUGGCUGAUAAUAAUGGCGUUGAAUUGGUGCCGUUGUUGGCACGUAGACGUGCCUUUGAACGUCCCAUUAGUUUAUCGACAACGGAUGUAACCAAACGUACAGCAUCAAAUGAUAGACUCCACACAGCGGCAGCAGCAGCUGAUGUUGCAACCACUGAUAUGCGUUACUUGCAUGACCUCAAUUGUCAAGUUGCACAAAAAAGACGUUCGAUUAGCGUGGCUCAACAGCUCGAUAGGGAUGAGUGUAAUCAACAUUUCAUGGUCUUUGAUACAUUUUGGGGUCGUCCCGGCCAUGGGGCGCCACCAGUGCUAACAAAUAGAAAAUUAAAAUUGGACAAUUUGCUUUAUGGCACUCCCGGUUGUAACUCCGAAUAAAGCAAAAUUUAGUGCAAUGCUAGAGAUGAAACAGAAAAAAAAAACAAUGAGUGAAAUAAUGAAAAAUCCACGUCAUCAUGAAAUCUACAUUUAAUUUCUUUAUUUCAUUCCCAAUUGCAUCUUUUAGUUGCAAUAAACUUCGUUUAUUUUGUUUCACCCUCCGAUUAAAAGUGUUGCAGCAAGGAACAAAGGAACAUUAAGACAAGCAACCAUAAAAAUAAACCAAAAAAAAAAAAAACUAUUUUAAUUGAGUUUAUUUGUUGUUAUCAUUUUUUUUGCCAGACUAAAGAAACUAAAUAUAUAUCUAAACUAAACUUUCACCAACUUCCCAGGUAGUAAGAUGGUAAAAAGUUUGUUCUUAGCCACGUUAAGGAUUUGAGCAGAAGUACUUGGCAAAACUAUUUCUCUGUGUUUGUAUUGUUUAUACAACAACAACUGUUUAAUGCAAAACUUUUUCAUUUACUUUUAAUAAAUUCAAUCCUUGUUUGUUCGUUCGCUUGUUACGAUAUAGUAUAAAAUUGGUUGAAAUUAAUUAAAAAUUGUUUAUGUAUAUAAUUUAGAAGAAAAUUUAUUUAAUA
Messenger RNA from Lucilia cuprina (Australian sheep blowfly), 2483 nucleotides. RefSeq lists its product as uncharacterized. NCBI's taxonomy places the organism in Eukaryota, Metazoa, Arthropoda, Insecta, Diptera, Calliphoridae. The record is from RefSeq and is a predicted model, not a curated record. The coding region runs from base 241 to 1905 and encodes 554 amino acids. The transcript is spliced from 6 exons.